This is a messenger RNA of Tupaia belangeri chinensis (Chinese tree shrew), 3680 nucleotides long. RefSeq names its product peroxisomal biogenesis factor 13 (gene PEX13). The record is from RefSeq and is a predicted model, not a curated record. Gene Ontology annotation, biological process: protein import into peroxisome matrix, docking. Gene Ontology annotation, cellular component: peroxisome; peroxisomal membrane; peroxisomal importomer complex. NCBI's taxonomy places the organism in Eukaryota, Metazoa, Chordata, Mammalia, Scandentia, Tupaiidae. Gene Ontology annotation, molecular function: protein binding.
GCCGCCCUCUCACCCCAGCUGGCCAAGCACCAGAGGCACAUCUUGGCCGCGGGGGUGGACGGAGCGGAGGGCUCGGCGUUCUGCCGGUUGUGCCUGGCGCUCUAGGUGUCGGCGGACCCGGGCCUGGAGAGUCCCUGAGAGCAGCGGGAGCCGAGCGGAGGCGGAGGAGAUGGCGUCCCAGCCGCCUCCUCCACCUAAACCUUGGGAGACCCGCCGAAUUCCCGGGGCCGGGCCGGGCCCGGGACCCGGCCCCACUUUCCAAUCUGCUGAUUUGGGUCCUACGUUAUUGACAAGGCCUGGACAACCAACACUUACCAGAGUGCCCCCACCUAUCCUUCCAAGGCCAUCACAGCAGACAGGAAGUAGCAGUAUGAACACUUUCAGACCUGCGUACAAUUCAUUUUCUUCUGGAUAUGGUGCCUAUGGAAAUUCAUUUUAUGGAAGCUAUAGCCCUUAUAGUUAUGGAUAUAAUGGGUUGGGUUAUAACCGCAUCCGUAUAGAUGAUCUUCCACCCAGUAGGUUUGUGCAGCAAGCUGAAGAAAGCAGCAGAGGUGCAUUUCAGUCCAUUGAAAGCAUUGUGCAUGCGUUUGCUUCUGUCAGUAUGAUGAUGGAUGCCACCUUUUCCGCUGUCUAUAACAGCUUCAGGGCUGUAUUAGAUGUAGCAAAUCACUUUUCUCGGUUAAAAAUACACUUUACAAAGGUUUUUUCAGCUUUUGCAUUAGUUAGGACUAUAAGAUUUCUUUACAGACGGUUACAGUGGAUGAUGGGUUUAAGAAGAGGCUCUGAAAAUGAGGACUUGUGGGCAGAAAGUGAAGGAACUGUGGCAUGUCUUGGUGCUGAAGACCGCGCAGCUAACUCAGCAAAGUCCUGGCCAAUAUUCUUGUUCUUUGCUGUUGUACUUGGUGGCCCCUACCUCAUCUGGAAACUGCUGUCUACACACAGUGAUGAAGUAACAGACAACAUCAACUGGGCAAGUGGCGAGGAUGACCAUGUAGUUGCUAGAGCAGAAUAUGAUUUUGCUGCUGUGUCCGAAGAAGAAAUAUCUUUCCGUGCUGGUGAUAUGCUAAACUUAGCUCUCAAAGAACAACAGCCUAAAGUGCGUGGUUGGCUUCUGGCUAGUCUUGAUGGUCAAACAACAGGACUUAUACCUGCGAAUUACGUCAAAAUUCUUGGUAAACGAAGAGGGAGAAAAACGGUGGAAUCGAGUAAAAUUUAACAACCCAACACUAGGUAACGGAGCCAUCGCUGCUGAUUCUUUGGAUGAACAAGAGGCUGCCUUUGAAUCUGUUUUUGUCGAAACUAGUAAGGUUCCAGUUACACCCGAUUCCACUGGGAAAAGUGGAGAUAAACAAGAUCUUUGAUAUUUUUCAUGUUUGCCUGCAGUUGAACAACAUUUUAGAAUACUUUUUAAAAUUAUUUCUUACAAAGAAAUUAAUAUACAGUCUAAUGAAAACAUUUGUUGCGGGCUACUCCAGGUGUUUUGCUGCUAGAAAUGAUUAAAGUUAUACACUAGUAUGUUGGUCUAGUGACCUGGUUACAUUUUACAAGUAAUUGGACCAUGAGGACACUUGUUCACAUAGACUUAAAGAUUAUGGAGAUUGCUAAUGUUUUCGUCUUAUUUAAAUUCCUAGGUUUAUUGGAAGAGUAAGACUGAUGAACUGUAAAGUGCACAGUUUACUGCAGGAGGGAUCAUUAAUGCUUUUUAAAGUUUUAGGUUAACUGACUUGGAAUUCCUCAGAAAUUGGGAAAUAAUAUAUAAGAUGAGAACAGGCAAAAAGGCCAAUUUUUUUUACAACUUUAAGUAAACUGAAUAAUAAACACUUUUUCUGGUCUGUAUAAUGUACAGUGUUGGGUUUACUUUAGGCAGUAAUAUGUUUUCACCUACAAACAACUGAUACUAUUACCUUUUAUUUUACUUUUAAAAAGUGAAAGGUCACUAGAAGUAUGAUAAGGGAGUUGGUUCUAGAGUAGUUAGCCCCAAUCAUUCUCCCUACUAGUAAAAAGUUUGACAUUUAUCUUUCUUAUAAACAUUUCCAUUUCUUCUGAGGAUCAUAGAACUUUACCCCCUUAUGGUAUGAUUAUUUUUCAUCCCAGAUAAGUUAAAAUAUAUAAAAGAUUUACUUUCAUUUUUCUCCAGCUAGGGCUCAAGUCCUAUGAGUUUGCACUUAAUGAUACAAUCAGUUCAAGCAGUAAUGAUUUUUAUGUUUCCAUAGAUUCUCUGCUUCUACCUAGUGUAAAUGCUUUUCAAAAUUCCAUAUUCAGAAUGUUCUUUAAACACUGAAAAUGUGUCAUGUUGGAUAUAUAUUUGAUUUAGGUUUGAUUUUUACUACUGAUACUAUAAAUAAAAUGCUCAAUUGCCAGUUAGAAUAUGAUAAUGCUAUUUGAUUUGGGUUUUUUUGUUUGAUAAUUAUUUUUAAUGCAGCUAAUUUUCAAUACACUGAAUAUUUCCCCACAAAACUGAAAAUUUUAUAUACUUGCUAUGAUCAUACUACAGAUACUGUCAGGGAUACAGGUGUACAAGAAUGCAUUUACAGAUACGGUUGGAAACUUUGAAUUAAUUGAUAAAGAGUGAUUUAGUAUUUUUGUCUUUCUUCUUAUAGACUUUAUGUUCACCAAAUGAGUAAUUCUAGAACAGUUCAGACUAAAACAUACAGGAACCAAAUAUAUAUCCACCAUAGAAGAAUUUUGCUAGAGACUUCUCAGGAAGCACUUUCUUGAAAUGACAGUGUAAUAAUUAAAAUACAAUUUAAAAUAGAAACCUUGGCCCUAUGUUAAAAAACUAAAUACUUGUAAAAUUUAUUUAUUGUAGGCCUAUUUUUCUGACACCCAGGUGUUAGCCUUCAAGUUGAGGAGAUUGUUUCUUGUAUAUUAUUUUCCGUUUGUGUUCUACAAUUAAAAGUUCAGCUUUGAUUUGUGAGAGAAUAAUUUAUUGUAGUUUUAUUCUUGAAAUAAAUUUUUGAAUAGAUAGAUUAUUAAAUUUGAUGUUAAAACAUCUAAAUUGAAUGCUAGAAGUAAAGCAUACGUGAAAUGUUGAGUCAACUCUGGUAAGGUUAGAAAAGGUUAAGUCAGUAGGAUAGAAUUUAUUUCUAUUAAAGCUGUAUAGGGAGAAGAAUAAAGCACAGAAAAAAUGAGUUUAACUUUUAAGGUGUUUAUCGUUGAGUAAGUAUGCUAAAUUGCAAAAUGUAUUAUCUGGCAACUAUUUGUGUCUGAAAAUUCCUUUUCUGUUAAAAUUAUAGAAAAGAGAUUUAGGACUGCAAUAAGCAGUGAAAUGUUUAAUUUCUUUUAUCAUGACAAUUUUAGAAUAACUUUUUUUAGAUGAGAUUAAAUGUUAUGUUCAAGGCUCCAAUAUUAAUUUUAGAAACUUAUUUAAGGAGUGCUACUUUACAGAAAUAACUAACUGAAAUAAAAACAUUUUUAGUUAAAUAACAAGGCAUAAGUUGCAGAAAGAAAGCAAGUUUAAGUUUUCUGAUUGUAUUUUAUUCAGAAAGGAAAAGUUAAGAAGACUAAAUUUUCAUGUUUUAACAUUUUAUUUAGGUACUUGAUUUAGUCUGUCAGUGUGUCAUAAUUAUAUACUUAUUUGAAUACCACUAUCAGAACAGAAAUUAAAUGCACUUCAGAUUCUAUUUUUAAUAGAUUGUGAAGUUUCUUUUAUUGAUUAAAUAAAAAUAUAUUAAACUUCA